AUGGUUGUAGAAAGAGGGAGCCUAUCAGCCCGCAGCCCUCUCGGGGGCCCUGCUGUCCCCUGCGGGUGGAGGGAGCUGAGAGACACCAGAUCUCUUCACUGCCUUCCAGAGGAGGAGCGCCCAGGUAACCAGCCGCCGCUUCCUCCUCCUUCCCCUGCAGGCUGGAUCCUCAUCGACCGCUGUGGGAAGCACUUUGGUACGAUACUCAACUACCUUCGUGACGGGGCGGUCCCCUUGCCUGAGAGCCGCCGGGAGAUCGAGGAGCUGCUGGCAGAAGCCAAGUACUACCUGGUCCAGGGCCUGGUGGAGGAAUGCCAGGCAGCACUACAACAGAACAAAGAUACUUAUGAGCCUUUCUGCAAAGUUCCUGUCAUCACCUCAUCCAAGGAAGAACAGAAACUUAUAGCUACUUCAAAUAAGCCAGCCGUGAAAUUGCUCUACAACAGAAGUAACAACAAAUACUCAUAUACCAGCAAUUCCGACGACAAUAUGUUGAAAAACAUUGAACUCUUUGAUAAGCUCUCUCUGCGCUUUAACGGAAGGGUCCUAUUCAUAAAGGAUGUCAUUGGAGAUGAAAUCUGCUGCUGGUCCUUUUACGGUCAGGGCCGCAAGAUUGCCGAAGUCUGUUGUACUUCCAUCGUCUAUGCCACUGAGAAGAAACAGACCAAGGUGGAGUUCCCUGAAGCCCGGAUUUAUGAGGAGACCCUGAAUAUUUUGCUGUAUGAGGCCCAGGAUGGCCGGGGACCUGACAAUGCGCUCCUGGAGGCCACUGGUGGGGCCGCGGGGCGCUCCCACCACCUGGACGAAGACGAGGAGCGGGAGCGGGAACGGAUCGAGCGUGUGCGACGGAUCCACAUCAAGCGCCCGGACGACCGGGCCCACCUGCACCAGUGAGCAGACAAGCACCGAGCCGCUCUCCGUCCUCCCUCCUCCUCCGCCCCGCUGUUCACUCAGAUCCUCUGCAGGCUCCCGGGCACCUUCCACUUGCCCUGGAGUCUGGAGAUACUUUUGUAACAAGCCAGAUGGUUAUUUUGAUAUUUCUUGACAAGGUGACUGUCUUUACCCGGGUAACUGCACCUGCGAGCUGUGUCGGGGUCUCUGCUUUUCAUGAGAAUCUGAGAAUCCCUGAAGCCAGGCUGUCUUCGUUCUUCGCAGAAAAGUAUGAAUGGUAUGAAGUGUACAUGAGAACUUCUGUUUGCAGUAUUUAUUUUUGUGGGUGUUGACUACCUGUUUGUUCUUCUUGGGUGGCAUUCCCUUCAGGGCUCAGUGUGACAGCUCUGAGAGGGCUGGCGGCCACCAGAGGCGUCUGUAAGCUUCCUGUCUCAUAGCCCUUCAGCCCAGCUCACUGGCUCCCAGGCCCUGGACACUAGACCAGGCACAGUCUCCACAGCUUUGCCAGAAGUCUGUUCCAUAACAGGCUUUCGUGUGCCUACAGCUCAUUGGUAAAUAAUUGUUGCUUGAGCUUCGUGCCUCUAAAUCGUUGUUCCUAGUGUAGCUCUAGCUCUGGAUGCCUGGCUCUGUUUAAGGGGAAGGCCUGUUGCUGCCUUUCUGAUCUGUGGUCGGGCUUGUUGGGACCCCACCUGACUGGCUAAGGGCAGAGCUGUCUCUGGCAGCGAGUCCUCAGCUGUGUUCCUGGCUCCUUCCCUGCCCCUCCAGUUGCCCUCCUCGUCGUCCCACUCUGCCCCCGGCAAGGCCUUCUGGCCUCGUCACGGGCAGAGCUCACAAACCACUGCUCUGUGCGAUCCAGUCCUUUCUCCCUGGCCUUCUUUCCUGGUAAGCUGGGCUUACUGCCCAAGUGGAUGCCCUGCCUUUUGUCUGGAUAUGAAAUGUGGCCCAGACUCCCAGCCUGGCAUCCAGGCAGGAACGCUACUCCCACCAGCAGUCUCAGGGUAGCUUGCCUGCUGUAAAUGCAGCCAUCACCUGGAGCGCCUCUUCCUGGCUUUACCUGAUUUUUACACAGUGCGGAGGGGCCCCCAAGUGAGCAGAGUAUGUGCAUGUGUGCAGAUCCUUUGGGGUCUGUUUAGUGUCCGUGUUCAUGUUUGUUUAAGGGAUGUGUGCAGCUGGUGACAGGGAUGUGCAUUUGUGGGGCACAGGUGCUGGAGCCCGGCGGUCUGCACGGCGCUCAUGGAGGACAGAUGUUCUCAGUUACCUACCUCCCAGUCUCCUGUGCACCUGUGAAGGGACAGAAGUGACUUGUGACAAUGUGAGUGGUUGAGACUAGACUAGGUCUAGUUAUAAGGAGGUGUGAAUGUGUGUAAGGUGGUGGGUGGGUUUUGUCUGCUUUUCAAGGGAAACUUUACUGUUUUAUACCAAAGGUAUUAACUUGGGCAGCCUUUGACACAUGUAUUCCAAAAAACGAGUUUAUAUUUUGAAAUGGUUUUUACAGCUUAGACUUUGUGUGUACUGUGUGCCCUACUUGGGACAGUUGUAUGCCUUUAUUUUGUAUCCAGCAGCAAAGCCUUCAAUAAAACUUUCAAACAAUCAUGACUGAACCUAAACAUGUAUCAAGUAGAUGAUUUUUAAACUGUUGUUUGGGAAACUUCAUAGUAGGCCAUUCAGAUUUUGUUGCUAAGGAUAGGGGGACUAAAAAAACUUUUUGUAAAAAAUAUUUUAUACUAUUUAAGUUUGAAACCCCAACCCUGCCAUUUGGGUUGAACUUUUUUAGAAGGUUAAGUGAAUGUCAGUUCUGAUGUUUUCUGUUGGAAUGGAAAAGCCAUCAUAUAAAUUGCUUUUUUAAAUGUUUAUAUGACAAGUUUACGGAAUGGUCUGUUUUGUUUGGACUUCUCCACCUUAUGACCUAAUGUUUCUGGCAGUCUACUUUCAUUUUUCCUCCAACUUUGCACUUGUAGUUUUGAGUCUUUGCUUCCCUGGGAUAGGAACAGGUUCAUAAAACAGUCCCUGGUGAAUGAUACUGUGAGCCGCUCGGCCAUGAGCUGACCAACUGUUGGCCGGUCCAAGCUCUGUUAGCAAAUACCUGCAAGGAGCUGAUUUUCUUAUGCUAGCACUGAAGGCAAACAAAGGUUUUACAUUUAGCCAUCCAAGUAAAACGCUGGCCUGAGAUUUGGUGAAGACUAACAUUUCAUUGCAUGUAAUAGUUUACAAUUAAAAAAAUAGACCAGCCUUUGGUCUUUUGUAAUCAA
This is a messenger RNA of Manis javanica (Malayan pangolin), 3140 nucleotides long. The record is from RefSeq and is a predicted model, not a curated record. Lineage: Eukaryota; Metazoa; Chordata; Mammalia; Pholidota; Manidae.